AGUACAGCCUGAGUCCGCAUGCGCUUUAUCUUAGAAAGAAAACUCAUCGGCCAUAUUGGUGUGUUGUAUUGUUCGCUCAGUAAUUCCGAAGUUAAAUAAGCAGAAAGUGCAUCAUGACGGAUUCUAUGAAAUUUGGUCCAGAGUGGUUGCGCAACUUGUCAGGAGACAGUUGUAGUAGCGGCGGGGGUGGUGGAGGAACAACAAAUCUAAUAACUCCUCGCUAUCAACUGGCCGAGCAUAGGUACGGUCGUGAAGAGAUGCUCGCCCUAUUCGAUCGUAACUGCAAGCCACCGGAACACCUGCCCAGCCUCCAUAUUUUCAUUGAAAAAACUCAACUUCCAUUGGCGCUUAUACCGAUGACAGAAGAUGAAACGAGGCUGUGGAACGGCGGAAUAGCUACGCUCACUGGUGCAGGAAGAGGAAGAGGCGGCAGCGUUGAUCGUGGAGGGCGCAUAAGAACUGGUCGUGGUAUACUGUAUUCCUAUCAUCCACGUGGAAUUGGUUACGAUGAUUCGGGAGAUGGGAAUCGUAUAGAAUCACAAUCCUAUCAGUCAAGAAGCCGAGGCUUUGAUAGAUCACAAAGUGAACGAGGCUGGUCAGAGAGAAACGGUAUUCCGGAUCCGGGCGAGUGGAAUGGUUCGACGAGUCCGAGAAAGGAGUUGAGUAGAGGAACUAGUGGAAGUUCACUGAUGGAGGGUAAUUGGCGAAGACAACGUACAGCUGGCGAAGACGAGGAAGGUUGGCGCGUAACGUCGCAUCAUCGGGGCGAAAAGUGGGUAAGAGGCAGUUGGCGCGAUGGGGGUGGCUUGGACAGGGCUAGAAUGGACGGCGAGGGAGAAGAUAUUCGAGGUGGCAGUGGACGCUGGGAUCCUAGGGGAGGUCACAGAUCAUCUCACGAUUCGUCUCAUCAUCACCCAACUCGCACUUCCCGUACCUGGGAACCCAAUCAUCACGACAUCCAUGACAAUCUGCCUGAAUGGGCUACCGAGAAUCCUAGUGAGAGUGGUGGAAGUUUCGAUGCCUCGGGAGCAUUUCACGGCGGAAUGUAUUCGGACGACGAUGAGGAAGGUGGCGUAGUUGGAAGUGGUGGAGGUGGUCAAGGAGUGAUUAGAACGAGACGCGUUUCUGAAGGAAAUGCGACUGGGAAUAGUGGAAGACCGAGUAGCAAGCCAUUGCCGUAUAGCAAUAACUCGAAUCAGGUCCAGAACGUGACUCGUCAUGGGACUACAACGUCGAGUCCGGCUAAUCGCGAGAGGCCGAAAUCUCUUCAUCCUUUCGAGGAUAAAACUACUCCGAUUGAACAGGAGAGAAGAAGUGUUUCACCUACAAAAGCUUUGACGAUUCCGCAGCAACAGCAGCAGCAGCAGCAGCAGCAGCAACAACAACAACAAUUGCAACAGCAACAGCCUCCAAACAAGCCAUCACCACCUUCGACGGGUAUAUCGACGCGAAAAGUUCAAAGCUCAGCAAAUCUCGUAAAGGUAAAUGAGAUUAACCCAACCGCGGGGCCUCAACGUUCGAAAUCAUUCGUUGAGCAACCACAUCGGAAAUUGCCUGUAAAACAAGAAAUGAAUACUCACGAUCCUGCGAUAUUAGCGACCAGCCAAAAAGCUCCGAUUCCACCGGAACCACGUAACGUUACCACCAACGAGAAUGUCGAUAAUUCUUUACAAAAACCCGACGAUGAUUUUGAUCGAAUGAAGGAAGAAGCUGAUAUGCUCGUCGCCAAAUUAAUGGCAGACGAAGAGAGUCACAAAGAAGAAACAGCCAACGUUGUACCCAAUUCAGCGAGCAAUCAUGUUCCCCCCAUGCCAGCCAGUGGACAGCAGGAAAAAUGGUUCUAUCGUGAUCCCCAAGGUGAAGUCCAAGGACCUUUCUUGGCUAACGAAAUGGCCGAGUGGUGUAAAGCUGGAUAUUUCACCGCAGGUCUCAUGGUCAGAAGAACUUGCGACGAAAGAUACGCGACGCUCGGUGAUCUAAUGAAAAUGUGCGGUGGACGAGUACCCUUUGCACCCGGACCACCUAUACCUCCUCUUAAAAUGACGGAAUCGUUGCCUAUACCACCUGUCGUACCGAAUGCUGUACCGGCUGGAAUACCUGGCAGUGCCUUACCCAAGCCUGGAAUGGAAAACCCUCUUCUUUUAUUGCAAUAUCAGCAAAUGCGAUUGCUGCAAAAUCAGCAGUUACUAUUGAGACAAUUGAAAGCCUCGGCAAUUGCAAAACUUUCACAAUCCGAUCAUUGGGCUACGUUGAGCCCCGUUGAACAGAAUCAAUUGAUACUUCAGUACGUUAUGCAAGAUUCUGAAGUUCGGGAUAUGCCGUUAUCAACUGCUCAUACAUUUGCACCUUUGCUUGCCCCACCACCCACCAAUCCUGUUAUGCAAUUGUUCAAUCAAAUGCAACAGGCAAAGUCUCAAGCCGACAAUCAUCAUCCAUCGAAUCCUCAUACAGCCCCGCCGGUUCAUCCCGUAGAACCUGUUGAUCCGAUUCAACAGCUUAUUCAGCAAAUGGGUGGCAUACAGAAUCUUCCAACACCUCCGCAAACUAAUUUGAGUCCUCAGAUACCGGUUCCUCAGCCACCGCAGGAUGACAAUCCGAUAAAAUCGCUGCUACGUCAACUCAAUGUAAGCGCCAAUGGACAUCCUCAGGCACAUCCGAUGGAGUCAGUGUGGCCUCAACCGCCACCACAGAUGACGCCCCAAUUUGCCACUCAAAAUUGGCUUGCUCAGGUUGGACCAGUACCGACAAUGCCACCUGGCCAAAUGCCCAACUCGUUGUGGGACUUACAUACUAAAGAAAUGAAGACUGAACAACAGAUAUUAGAGGAGCAGAAUAUUAGGUUACAAGAAGAUAGAAAGAAGGAAGAACUCAGGAAGCAGGAAGAAUUACAGCGUCAAGCCGAGGGCGAAAGCGCGAAGAGGAAGUUGGAGGAGGAUCAAGCUCGACAAAUGGAGGAAGCGAAGCGUAAAGAAGAAGAUAAAAAGAGAAAGGAGGAGGAAAAGAGACGGAAGGAGGAGGAGAAACGUAAGCAAGAGGAAGAGCUGAAGAAAAAGGAGGAGAAAAAGCGUAAGGAGGAAGAACGAAAACGGGAGGAAAAGCGUAAACUGGACGAGGAAAACAACAGGAAGAAACAAGAGGAGGAGAAAAAGAAGCGGGAAGAGCUCAAAAAACAGGAAGAGAAGUUGAGAAAAGAGGAGGAAAAACGGAAGAAACUAGAAGAAGAGCAAAAAAGACAAGAGGAAGAGAGACUUAAAAAUGAGGAAGAAGCUCGUCAGAAAGCUGCGGCCGAAGAGCAAGCUCGUCGAGCUGAGCAAAGACGCCGAGAGGCUGAAGCACUAAAAAAAUUGCAGGAACGUAGCAAGGCACCGUGGGCUCAAGCUCCUCAGGCACCACCUCCGACUUCGCACACAUCCCUCGCCGAAAUACAGAGGCUUGAACGUGAAAAGAAAGCUGAGAUGCAGAGAUUCCAGCAAAUGAUGAAUCAACAAAUGGAGCAGCGCAAGGCAGCGGAAGCGGUACAAGAAGCUUCCGCUUUAGAUUCAUCAAAACGUUUGCAAUUCAAAUGGGCCGAAAAAGCAACACCAACCACCAAACAACCUCAGGUCAAGAGUCUUGCGCAAAUUCAGCAAGAAGAGCAAGAGCGCAUUGCAAAAGUUAAGCAACAGGAAAAGGAACGUCAAGACAAAGUAUGUCAGAAGGAAGCUGCGGUUGCGUUGCAAAACGCUGGUAUAUGGGGAACGGCUUCACAGUCUUUGAAUUGGUCAAGCACGACAAAUUCCGGUAGUCAAGCAUGGACCGGAAGCUCCACAGGAGCUGGAGGUUUUUGGGAUGAACCGGCACCUUCGAAAGCUCCGGUCGUCGCAAAACAAACCGCUCCCAAACCAGUACAGGUCGCUGCUAAACCAACCACCACCAAUUCCACGCAGCAACAGCAACAACAGAAUAACAAAGUUAACAAGAGCAAAACCAAGAAAGACGAGGAACUCGUGAAAAAACUCUUCGAGAAUAACACUGCCAAGUCAGAUGACUUUACUCAAUGGUGUACCAGAACCUUGAGUGGACUUCAAGUAUCCGUGGAUAUUCCAACGUUCGUUGGAUUUUUACGAGACAUCGAGUCGGCUUACGAGGUUAAGGAAUACGUUCGAAUGUAUCUCGGUGAUAAUAAACAAUGCACCGAAUUUGGAAAGCAAUUUCUCGAGAAACGUAGCAAGUGGCGAUCGGCUCAGCGGCCACAGGCAGAGGCCGAUGAUCUGUGCAAACCAGCGCCUGCUGUGAAUCCAAAUGCUCCUACCGAAUUCCAGGAAGUUAAGGGCAAGGCAAAAAAACCGAAGAAGGGUAAGAUGUUCAAAGUGGACAGCAGAAUUCUCGGUUUUAGCGUAACAGCAGCAACCGAUCGUAUAAACGUCGGCGAUCGAGAUUACGGCGAGGGUGUUUGAGUUAUUCUCGCGUUUUGCCGUUAAAAACGAUUCGGGGAAGUUGCUCGCGCGUGCCACUCGAAAGGCUUUUCAAGACGGUUCGUUAUUUAUUUAUUUUCUUUUUUUUCGGUUUUUUAUUUUUAAAUUAUUUCUCUCUUUCUCUCGUUGCCACGUGAUUACCGAGGGCAAUACGUAUCUCGUCGAGAUAACUUCGUAUACGUGAAAAAGAUUUUCUGUGAAAAUGACGCUCGAGGAAAUGCGAAUAAGCCGUACGUAAAGUCUCGUGAUGCGAUGAACGACGAGACGAUUCUCAUGAAAUCCAAGACAAAAGGAUACAUCGAGAAUAUAAACAGAGAGACAUAUAUAUAUGUAUACGUAUGUGUGUGUAUAUACAUAUAUAUAUAUACGACUCCGUUAACGUGGCAACGAAAAAGGAAUAAAGAUGAAGCGUCUCUCGUUUUCAUGGAAUCAACAUUUUGGUUAUCCAAACUUGUAUUGUACAUAAUGUUCGAACGAGGACAUUUGACUUAUCGAUGUCAAAUUAUCAUGACUAGUGUAAGACGUUCUGUAUCGAAGAGUUUUUUAAUGCUGUUACUUUCGAUGCGUGUACCCAAGAUAAGCGAUAAAAGCACCAACAAUAAAGAAGAAGAAGAAGAAGAAAAAUCAUCACCAUCAAAGAGAGCUGAGGAAAAGAAAGAAAUAAAAACCGAGACGAUGGAGGAGGGUCAUGCUGCAAGCGGCAUCGCCCUCAAACCGCCGAUUGCAAUCGAAAAAAAAAAAAAAAACAUUGGUUGUUCUUGGCAAAAUAUAAAACGCAGAGUAAUAAUGUUCGACGGUAAUAUCCUUUUUUAAACCUGAAUUUCUAAUCCGAUCGUCGAUAUUCCCAUCCACAAAAAAACAGCCUCCAAUCGGAGAGUCAAAGUGCCAGUGAGUAUUUAAGACAUCGUCAAAAAUCAUCAUUCGAAUCGUACAGCGAUAUUUCAUACUGUUUUAUGGAGUGAUACUUGCAAAACUUUUACUCUCGAAAGAGUUGCAUGAAUUUUAGAUCGAUAAGAGUUAAAUUUUUGUAUUUUGUUUUUCUGUUAUUUUUCAUUUUCAAUGUGCUCUCAUCAGUUUAUUAGUCUUAUUACAAGCAGUGUUUUACGGAUACAUUUAUUCCGAUCGAAUAUAUUUUAUACAAGUAACGAGCUUACUAUUGGGAAAAAAAAUUAUUGACUUAUUGCACAAUGGCUUGAAGAGUGAAGAAGCUUUUGCACCAGUUUUAACGUCAAAUACCGUUUCCAAAAGGGUAAACUUUCUCUCAUGUCCUUUGCCAAUUCCCUGAGCCCUUCUUCUUCGCAAAUAUGUAUAUAGCAGAGUCCCAUUUAAAAGUUUAGUAGCUGGAGUCCACGAAUUUCAAAAUGUGGGCCCAAACGAUGCUCAAAGGCGUAGAGAUUUUUUAAAAAUUAUACGAUUUUUCGUUUCACCCUUUUGUGUGGGUAGAAAAAUAAUGAAAAAAAAAAAAACAUAUAUUAAUCGUUCCCCUGAGAUAUAUUCUCACGAGUAUUAAUUGAUCCGAAAGUGACCGGCGGAGCGAAGCAAGAGAGAGAGAAGGGGUGAGCUAUCGUACAGUAGGCAUACUUCGGAGAUUGAUUUCUUGAAAAAUCUUUAGAAAAUCUUGACCCGCAUAUCUGGACUUUUUAUUAGCUCAUAGUUUCAAAAGAAUCGAUAUAAAACAUUGAAAUGUUGCUAGAUUUGUUAAAUAAAGCGAAAAGAAGAAUAAACAGUCAAAUAUAAUAAUGAAAGAAGGCGAAUUCGCAGCUUCGAUAUUGAGACAUGUUCCAGGCGGUCCGUUACUUGGAAGAAAAGGGCGUUCCGCCCUCGAAAGAUUAAUGUAUAAAUAGGUAAAUGUAAAAUAUAAUAAUACAGUGAUAAUUCGAACGACACGGGAUAAAUGAAAUUAUGUAUCAUUACUAUUAUUAUUAUUAUUGUAUCUAAACGUACAGAACGAUAAAAUAAACAAUUAUUAUAUUUUCGA
Venturia canescens is the source of this 6432-nucleotide messenger RNA. Its product is annotated as GIGYF family protein Gyf. NCBI's taxonomy places the organism in Eukaryota, Metazoa, Arthropoda, Insecta, Hymenoptera, Ichneumonidae. The record is from RefSeq and is a predicted model, not a curated record. The transcript has 16 exons. Gene Ontology annotation, molecular function: protein binding. The coding region runs from base 114 to 4436 and encodes 1440 amino acids. Gene Ontology annotation, cellular component: cytosol.